Messenger RNA from Thamnophis elegans (Western terrestrial garter snake), 804 nucleotides. Its product is annotated as chelonianin-like. The coding region runs from base 73 to 663 and encodes 196 amino acids. Gene Ontology annotation, cellular component: extracellular region. NCBI's taxonomy places the organism in Eukaryota, Metazoa, Chordata, Lepidosauria, Squamata, Natricidae. Gene Ontology annotation, molecular function: serine-type endopeptidase inhibitor activity. The record is from RefSeq and is a predicted model, not a curated record. The transcript is spliced from 5 exons.
CACCAGCCCCUUUCUCUGGCUUUAUAGGCUCCCUCUGCCCCGGCCAAGAGACCUCCUUCCCACUGAGAGACCAUGUGGGCCAAGCUGCUUCUCCUUGGGCUGCUCCUCUCCUUCUCCGCUGAGCUCCAUGCCGCCAGCAGUGGGGAGGGUGAGGAAGGGAGCCUGGGACCUCUGAAUAGCUUCUGCCAGCUGCCUCCAGACCGUCAGAAAUGCAGCGAGGACUCCUCCCUGCGGGUCUUCUACAACGACCAGGCGGGCGUGUGUGAAAAGUUCGUCCAUCAAGGCUGCGAAGGCAACGGGAACAACUUCGCAACACAGCUGGAGUGCCUGCAGGCCUGUGCCAGCCGGGAUAUCUGCCAACUCCCCAGUGAUUCUGGGUGGGGGGAUGCCAUUCGGUCCCGCUUCUUCUACAACCCCACCUCCAAGGCCUGCGAGAGCUUCCUCUACAGGGGCAGCCGGGGAAACGCCAACAACUUCUGGGAUGAGGAGACCUGCACCCAGUUCUGCGCACCAAAAGGACCACGAGGACGGUGUCCAAAGCCCCCCAAAAUUGGCAUCUGUAUUUCGCAAUGCCAAUCAGAUGCCGACUGUGCAGAAGGGCUUUUAUGCUGCCCCACCGGCUGUGGCACCGUCUGCCGAAGAGGAAUUGAGGAGGAGCGCUGAUCCUCUCCCAGGUUCGGCUCUGGGGAUGAUGGUUCUUGGAUCCAACCCAAAGUGAAGACCUAGCUAUGCUGAAAGCCUUCCUCCUCCUCCACCCUCCCUCCCUCCUUGCUCCUCCUCCUACCUAUCUCCCCCUCCCUCCUU